AUGCCUGAUGAAGAAGAUAUUCAUGAUGAGCUUGCUGUUGACAGUAACCCCAGCUGGACCCGUGGUGACAUCAAUAAUGACCCUUUGCCUGAAUACCAACAUGAAAACCCUGUUGCAGUUAGGUCUCCAUAUGAAUAUUUUAUCGAUUUCUUUACUGAAGACAUGAUAGACAACAUAACAUAUCAAACAAAUUUGUAUGCCAAGCAACAAGAACAAUUAUACCACAUCGUCAUUUUUCUGUUCCGUAUGCGAAAUGUUAUCAUUGUAGUUGUGGAGCCGGGUGAGAGAGCCUUGGGAGGGAAGCGUAAGCUACAGCAGCGCGGGGAGCCGGCCAGCAAGCGGGUGAAGGUGCCGGCGUACUUCCUGCCGGACGUAGCUCAGUGCAUCGCUAUGAGUGACAUGAAGUUACCUCUCACACAUCUCUCUCUUAAGCUUCGUGAGAGGAACGUGUUCAACACUGGAGAACAAGUGGAGGAAGGAGGUAUGGGUGUUCUCUUGAGACUGAUAGAUCUACCAACCACCGAGGGACUAUCUCCAGACACCAUUUUCACUCUGAGGAAGCACCUCCUCUCAGCGUCAAUCCGCAUUCAAGCCGCCGUUGCUUGGCAAUUCACUGGGUCACGGGUGUUUGGCAUGGAAUACCUCUUCACUAACUGCCCGGUAACUAGCCUACACUCCAGGGAGCAGGGUCCUCGCCGGGCCACGUACUUCACCUAUGAGGUGACCAGUGCUGAGCACGUGGGCACCACCGUGGACGCCAUCCUGGCCGACUGGACCACCAUCUCUAUGCUGUAUCAGCUGGUGCUGCAGUUUGCAGCUCAAUUGUCAGCUUCCAGAGGUGGUGUUGAGUCAGCAGGCAGCAGCAGCAGCAGCAGCAGCAACAUGGCAAACCCCAAGACCUUGAGCGAGAUGGUGCGAGUUAGAUCCUUCAACUAUAAGAGUAUCACCCUGGCCUAUGGUCCCAGCUUUGAUGCUUUCUGUGUGUUGCGCUACAGUCCAGAGAAGAAAGGCUUUAUUCUAAGUUUUGGUAUGUGUGGGGAAGGAGUGUGGGCAAUGAACCCCCACACCAUUAUGCAAGACCAGCUUCAAGACUUGGUCAACCAGACAGGGAACAUGGGCCUGGUUGACUUGGCCACAGCACUGCACCACACCUACCAGCCACUACUGGCCAUCUCCAAGCUCUCACCCACUCUGCACCUUGGUGUCAUUGACAAGAAGCAUCAGCCAAUUAAGAACUUCACAGUGCUACCCCAGUCUCCUACACGAGUCAGCAUUAUUUACCGCAAUGUCUACUGCCUCAAUGUUGACCUCCUUCCCAAUGGACUGGUUGCUGUCAGAGAUGGUGCCUACAGCAGCUUUGAGACUUCCAAGUUGAUUGAAGACUUUAUCCAGAUACAGGGACUUAAGGCAUUCCUCAGCAAGUAUGUGGAUGAGACGGCUAUCAACAUCAGACGUUCCCAGUCUGAAGACGACAAUCCACCUACACCAAUCCCACUGGACGAUACGAUGUGGCCCACACCCAAGGCAGCAUCUCCGGCACGACACGGCCCCAUGACACCACCCAUAUCAUCUAACCCCCACACGCCAGCCAGCCCACACCCUGGUGGCAUGAGUCAGACCGGGGGACACGGCGCAUUUGUGGCCAGUCCAGCCACCAGCGGCUUCUCCCUGGCGUCUCCUCCACCAAUGCCGGGGAUGAACCCAUCACCGGCCAUGCUCCCCCACCCAUCACCCAGUGGAGGCUUCCUGGGAGCAAAUUCACCAUCUGCUCCACAGCACAGUGUGUCAUCCCCAGGAUUCCUGGCACCUUCCCCAGCUGGCCCUCACUCUGUGCCCAUGCACUCUCCAGCCUCUGCUAUUAUGCACAGCCAAGUGGGACCGUCGUACACAUCAAGGAUGCUGCCUAAUAAACCUUACGCUGCGGCCGUACCCACGACCCUGACUCACGAUGCUUUCCACACACUAUGUUCUCCAGCACAGGUGGAUGAGGGCGGUGAGAGCAGUUUACAGUGUGUGCUGGAACAGUUCCUGGGGAUGACCUACAUUAAGCGACACUUCCAGAUGCAAUGUGAAGGAUGUGAGCUGAUGAAGCCUGUGGGCGGUGUUGAGUCUGGCAGUAUACAGUUCAAGACAGAGACUCUCAACUGCCAGAUACUGGUGCAGAGCAGUCCCUCAUACAACCUGAUACUCAAGUUGCAGCCACUACCUGAACAUGCUGACCAGUGGACUAGUGAAGAACUACAGGUGCUGGAGAAGUUCUUUGCUGCCAAGGUUCCCAUCCCACCAUACAGACCUUAUGCUGUACAGUCUUUCUACAGUAUUCUUAAGUUCUCUGUUAGAGUUCUUAAAGACUGCAUCCGCAUUAUGCAGCUGGAACUGUUCCCAACACCCCGGGUUUUACAACAAAUGAAGUGGAGUCUACAAUUCCUAACAAACCCUCCAAUUGGCUCUCCCAUUGCUCCUCCCGGGAUGUUUAUUGUAGUCGUCUCCCGCAACAAAAUACUCUUCUUUUUCCAGUUAACAAGGAUCAAUGUGCAGUUACCACCCGAGACAGAGCCUCCAAAUUUAAUGCUGCCAUUGGUAUACGACAGUGUGAGCAACAAGACCCAGAUGGCAGAGCGCCGUGAUCACGGCAACAUUCCUAGCAUUACUGUGCAGGUCAUCAAUGAUAUCAUGAGCCGUGCCAUUGUACAGCCCAAUGAGAUGUGUCUCUAUCCGUGCAUUCGAGAGUUGCUGUGCAGCUUGAGUCUGGGUCCCGAUGGUAAUGCCGUAGCUACUCCACCAUCGUCAGUAGGCCAGAGUACACCCACAUCCUCAGGGGGCUCUGUACCUCAGUCGUUGGGGUCGCCCCAUUUGACGUCUCCUCACAUGGCCUCUCCGCACACUCCUGGUUCUUCUGGAACAACACCAACAGUCCAGUCGUCCAUGGCAUCUACGAUGUCACAGAGCAUGAUCUCCUCAUCCACAGGUACUGCCACCACCAACGUGGCCACACUCAGCAACCCUAGCAUGGUUUCUACAAUGUCUUCGGGAGCACACUUCAGUGGACCAAAACCAGUGUCUGCUGUAGGACAUAUGCAACCAACGCUUGGCUCUAUGGGACCUAUGGGACCACAGGGUAUGCAGAACAUGCAAGGAGGUAUGCAACCAAGCCACAUGCAGCAGCCCAUGACCUCUAUGGCUGGAGGGAUGAUGCAAGCUGGACCACGAGGAAUGCAGGGUGGACCAUCAGCUGUGCAGAGUGGACAGAUGGGUGGUGGCCCUGGAGGCAUGCAGGGUAUGGCUAUGGCAGGAGGUGGCAUGCAGGGUGGACCAGGAGGCAUACAAGGCCCUGGUAGUAUUCAAGUUGGACCAGGGGGAAUGCAAGGAGGUCCAGCAGGUAUGCAGUCUGGUCCAGGAGGCAUGCAGGGUGGAAUGCAGGCAGGACCUGGAGGUAGACAAGGUGGAUUCAGUGGAAACAUGAUGGGUCAAUUCAAUCGCUAAUUAUGUGGUUAAACCCACAUGUAUAUAGGCAUAACACUCAAAAGUAAAUAGGCUUUUAUAUAUGCAUUAUCCACCAUUUACGAGAUGCGUGUGUGCUGUGCUCAAUAUUGGAUAUGUGAGUUUAGCAAAAGGUAUUAAGAGCAGUAUUUUAUUAUGUUUAUUUGCUUUAUAAGUUCUAUACUUAUUUUUUGAAUCUUGCAGAAGAUUUGUCACUGAGGAGCUGUUUAGUAAAAAAAGGCCAAAUUCCAUAA
Molecule: messenger RNA, 3734 nt
Organism: Cherax quadricarinatus
Lineage: Eukaryota; Metazoa; Arthropoda; Malacostraca; Decapoda; Parastacidae
Source: RefSeq, a predicted model, not a curated record